CUGAUCUCGAGGCCGGUCUAUAAAAGGAGGUGUUCCCGUGGGUGACGCUUCAAGUGAUCCAGUCCAGUCCAGUCCAUUCCUUUCUCUUUCAAGCCCUCUUCACUCUCCUCAAGCAUCUUCGUCUCCCCCAAAUUCUCUGCUUGCCCUCUUCCAACCCCUUCAUACAUUAUUAUGGCUGAGACAUCCAUGACGGAUCCAGCUCCGAUGCAGAGCCUUGUGCCUGUGGGAUUCAGAUUCUGUCCGACCGAGGAAGAGCUCGUCGCUUACUACCUCCGCCACAAAUUGAUGGCCCUUGAUCCUUCCGUUUACACCACCUUACCUGACAUUGACGUCUGCAAGUUCGAGCCCUGGGAUUUAUUAUCUCUUGCUACUUCAGCGGCUUCGGCGACCAAGUUUGACGACUCGGAGUGCUUUUUCUUCAGUCCUCGUGAUUAUAAGUACGCUAACAGUACUCGGUGGAACAGGACAACAUCGUCUGGCUUCUGGAAGGUCACCGGCCGGGACCGGAAUAUCAGAGAGCAAGGCACCAACAACGUCAUUGGGACUAAGAGGAUUUUAGUUUUCUACGAAGAUCGUUCUUCUCGUGCACGUAAAACCAAUUGGGUUAUUCAUGAAUAUCAUGAUGCCACACUUCCUUUGGAACAGGGGAACUUUGUCCUAUGCAAGCUAAUGAAGAAAUAUGAGAAGAAAACGAAAAGAAAAACUAUUGACUUUGAGCAACGAUUAAUUGAGCUCGAAAGGGAGCUCAAUAAUGACAUAGACUUUGAGCAUGGAAAUCAAGCAAAUUUUAAUAUGAUUUCAAAUGAAUAUUGUUUAUUAAAUAUGAGCUCAACAAUUCAAACUUCCGCUCAGGAGGCUAUAAACAACACAGGCACUCCAACUCAAUUCCUUUCAAAUGAAGAUAUAGACUCAAUCAUUCAAGAACUUUUCCCGUCAAAUGAAGCUAUACCAUUAAAACUAAAUUCAAGUGGUGAAACACCUCUUGAUUUUCAUUAUGAAGAAUCAUACUCCAGCUUGGUCGUGUAGUUGGCUCCAACCAUGGAUGAGCAAUGGUUACGGCAAACGAUGGCCACAGCUUCUCUGCAUUGAUAUGAAGAAAAGAAAAGCAUUUGCAUUAGAAGGAUAAAGUACUGUAGUGUAUCUUUUUCCAAUUACUUUUCUAAAUUCCUGUGAUUUAGCAUGAAGAAUUGUUGUGUAUCUUUUUUGUUUUUUUCAGUGUUAUGAGUCCUGGUGACUAGUGAUUUAACUUGUACUAAAUACUGUGUUUAAAUUAAUGCAAAUUUUUAUGGCCA
Messenger RNA from Neltuma alba, 1292 nucleotides. RefSeq names its product protein NTM1-like 9. The transcript is spliced from 4 exons. Gene Ontology annotation, molecular function: DNA binding. The coding region runs from base 172 to 1026 and encodes 284 amino acids. Gene Ontology annotation, biological process: regulation of DNA-templated transcription. NCBI's taxonomy places the organism in Eukaryota, Viridiplantae, Streptophyta, Magnoliopsida, Fabales, Fabaceae. The record is from RefSeq and is a predicted model, not a curated record.